Molecule: messenger RNA, 1863 nt
Organism: Morchella sextelata
Lineage: Eukaryota; Fungi; Ascomycota; Pezizomycetes; Pezizales; Morchellaceae
Exons: 2
Coding region: 1-1863 (620 amino acids)
Biological process (GO): kinetochore assembly; mitotic cell cycle; chromosome segregation
Cellular component (GO): kinetochore
Molecular function (GO): DNA binding; protein heterodimerization activity
Source: RefSeq, a predicted model, not a curated record
AUGGGACUCCGCAGGACUCCCCCCCCCGGCAUGGCAGCUCCCCCGCCGCCGCCAACAAACUACAUGACCGAGUUCCCCGAGGAGGCACAAGUGCAAGUAGAAGCUACGCCGACCGCCGCACCUGCAGAAGAAGCGUCAGCAUCAGAGGCAUCGCAGGUGUACACGACAAGCCAGGUGCAGAGUAGCUCUCAGAUCACAGGCACACCGGUGAAUGCGGAAAGUGCAGACAUCCCUGCUGCGAGCACGCCGCCUGCAAUUGCGAGCAGUGCACCAGGCGGGAGUAGUACACGUAGUGCUGCUGGCACGCCGACGCCGACACCGACACCGGCGCCGAAGCCUGUGGGGAGGUCGCCGGUGGUCAAGAGUGCGCCUGUAUCUGCGACCCCUACGCCCCCGGCCGCGGCAUCACCGCAACGAGAGCCAGAGGCAGCACCACAACCACAGGCGACGCCGGCAGCCCCCCCCACCGCAACUACAUCCCCCCAAUUCACCCCACAACGAAACCUUCUCACCCUUGCCGCCGGCCUCAACCGCCCCCCCACCACACCGCACCACCUGCGCCCCCACCCCUCCACCCGCCGCACCCCCGGCGCCCACCGCCUCGCCCCCAAACUGACCGCGCGCUCCCCACAUGCCAUCCGCGCGUUCACGCGCCGCGCCGCGACCCCCUCGCGCCGAAAGUCCGGCCGCUACAACGCCCCGGCCCGUGAGUCCCCGCGCGACUGGCUGCUGAAGCUUAGUGGCAUCCUGGCGCCAACGACGGCGCCGUUCGUGCCCACGCCGGUGCAGACGCCGCGCGUGCAGGAGGAGGAGAUGAUGUAUUUCUCGGACCCGGGCGAGGAGGAGGAGCGGCCGCGGACGGAGGUCAAUUUUUAUGACGAUGGGGAGGAGGAAUGGGAGGUGCUGGAGAGGCCCGAGGCGAGGAGCGUGGAGAGGGGAAGGCGCGCGGUGAGUGAGCAGCCGUGGGGGGGGAGGAGCAGCUUUGGGCUUACGUGGGAUGAUCGGUUUGCGGAUCUGGAUGCGCUAAGGGAGCAGGGGGGGGAGGAGGAGGCGGGGGAGACGACGGUAGCGGAUGUGAGUAUGGGCGUGGGGGAGGUCACGGUGGGGGGCAUCAGUGUGGGCGAGGAGUCGGUGAGGAUGGGCUUUGUGCCCGAGGAGGAGGACGAGGAGGGCGAUGUCACGAUGGGCAUGGGGGGGGAGGAGCUGGCGUUCGAUGAGGGGGAAUCCUUCUUCCUCCCCAUGCCCACCGAGCCCGAAGGCUCUCCCGCGCCUGCGCCCGCUCACGACUCCGACUCCGAAUCCGACAGCGGUGCCCCCCUCGAGUACUCCCCCGGCCCCGACGCCGACCUCGACUCCGACAACGACGACCCCACCGCUACCACCAACCUCGCAGCAGCAUCCACCGCCCCAAAAACACAAAAGCCGAAACGGAAGCAACACCCGCUCUCGCGCCACGGCCACCCGCUGCCGCCCUUCCCGCGCGCAACGAUCAAGAAGAUGGCGCAGACGUUCGCCGGCGGCGCGUCGAUUGGCAACGAGGCCUUGGAGGCGCUGGUGAAGGCGUCGGAUGCGUUUUGGGAGCAGGUGGCGGGAGACCUGGCGGCGUAUGCGGGGCAUGCGGGGAGGAAGACGAUCGAGGAGGGGGAUGUGGUGGUGUUGAUGGGGAGGCAGAGACAGAUUACGGAGGGGUCGACGCUGUUCUCGUUGGCGCAGAGGCAUCUGCCGAGGGAGCUGCUGCAGCAGGUGAGGAUGCCGGUGGUGAAGAGUGCGAGGGGCGGGAAGAGGAAGGGGAAGGUGGAGGGGAAGGGGAAGGCAAAGGCCGUAGAAGUGGAAACUGAGGCCGAGGAGAGCGGGGAGACCUAG